Messenger RNA from Electrophorus electricus (electric eel), 5165 nucleotides. RefSeq names its product ADAM metallopeptidase with thrombospondin type 1 motif, 13 (gene adamts13). Gene Ontology annotation, molecular function: metalloendopeptidase activity. Gene Ontology annotation, cellular component: extracellular matrix. Gene Ontology annotation, biological process: extracellular matrix organization; proteolysis. The record is from RefSeq and is a predicted model, not a curated record. NCBI's taxonomy places the organism in Eukaryota, Metazoa, Chordata, Actinopteri, Gymnotiformes, Gymnotidae.
AGUUAAAAUUAAUAGUUCAGUGCAUUGCUACAAAUAAAUAACUCGAAAAUAUUUUUUAAGAACUAUUAUGUUCAGUGUUUGUCAAAUUUGAAGUGUAUUGUAUCGUAAGGGAGGGUAACGUAAGGUACAUCAUACUGUGGAAAAACGUCAUGACCUCUUUCAGUUUUCAAUCUAUACCACUGGCUCAUCUGUUGGACAUGUCUUAUCAGCUAAGAACCAAUCGCAUUUUGCAGUAUUAUUCUCCCCUCUUACUCAAACCAUUAUGUCAACAGUGCUGGUCAUUUAUCAAUCUAAAUUUGCUAGGGGAUUUCUACAGUCCCUGACCAGUUUUCCAAUUUCUAAUUCCUAAACCUGUGCCUAGGUUUCAACUAAGAAAAGCUUAUUUUAAAUCGGUGUAGCCGAAACUGUGGCCCCUUAUCACGGCACUAGUCUAGCUGCAGUCUACCAGACCCACACACGGUCGAGAAGGUACUUUCUUGCAAAUUUCGAUAACAUGGCAGCUCUUUUGUUACUCUUUCUGACUUCACUUAUGGUGGACAAGGCUUUGCUGACCUCUCAGUUUUCCCUUGAAAAGCAAGGCCUGAUCCUCUUCUAUUCAGGACAGAGAAAGCUACAUAUUCGUCCACUGCUCCAAAUCCAUUCAGACCACUUGAGAAGCAGCGUAGACAGACCCCCAGGUCUACCACACCUGGUGUGGUACCGCCCCUCACCUGUUGGGCCACGCCCGAGACAGUCACAUAGUCAUCAUAGGUUACGGAGAGCACUUACUGGGGCUCAGCUCACUCAUUUAGAGCUGCUGGUGGUGGUUGGCCCUGAUGUCUACAAGGUUCACAAACAGGACACCGAGAGAUACAUCCUCACCAAUCUGAACAUUGCUUCAGAGCUGUUAAGAGACGUCACCCUGGGAGCGAACAUGAGAGUUCACCUCGUCCGCAUGAUCAUUCUUACUGAGCCGGAGCCAGAGAUUCACAUCUCUGACAACAUUACCUCCUCUCUAAGGAGUGUUUGUGAGUGGGGUCAUAAGGUCAACCCCCCAACUGAUAUCAACCCACUGCAUGCAGAUUUACUACUGUAUAUUACAAGGUUUGAUCUGGUACUGCCCAGUGGAAAUAAACUGGUGAGGGGUGUGACCCAGUUGGGCGGAGUCUGUUCUAGCCAAUGGAACUGUGUAAUUACAGAAGAUACAGGUUUUGACCUUGGAAUCACCAUUGCACAUGAGAUUGGACACAGUUUUGGCAUAAAUCACGAUGGCAUUGGUAACACCUGCAGCAGUGGUGGGUUUAUAAUGGCAUCCGAUGGCGGUUACAACAGUGUGGAUCUCACAUGGUCCCAGUGCAGCAAAGCCCAGCUCCUUAACUUCUACAGUGCAGGUAAGGCCGAAUGUGUGAAGAAUGUUCCGGAGCUGGGAGGCUCGCUGCAGGGGUGGAAGCCAGGCCUGUAUUACGGCGUGGAUGAUCAGUGUCGCAUCGCGUUUGGCAGCACAGCCACUGCCUGCUCUUUUGCUAGCAACGACAUGGCAACCUGUCGUGCCCUGUCUUGCCAUAUCAUCCCUGGCGACGGCAGCUCAUGCACCCGACUGCUUGUGCCGCUACUGGACGGUACCGAGUGUGGGCCGAACCAGUGGUGCUUGAAGGGCCAAUGUGUGUCUCCAUCCAAGCUGAGCUCCUCUAUGGUGGUCCAUGGCUCCUGGUCAGCCUGGUCCACCUUCUCCCCCUGCUCACGUACCUGUGGAGGCGGGGUCACUUUCCGUAAGAGAGCGUGCAACAACCCCAGGCCAGCGUUUGGAGGGAGAGAGUGUGUCGGAGAGGACACCGAGGCUGAACUUUGUCAUCGACAGUCAUGCAAGUCCAACCAGCUUGAGUUCAUGGCCCAGCAGUGCUCAGAUACAGACCACCAAUCCCUCUCAGUCUCUCCCUAUUCAGCCUCUGUCUACUCCUGGAUACCUGCAAUUGGUUUCACUUCAGGUGAUGCUCAGUGUAAGCUGACAUGUCGCUCCAGUCAGGAGGACUUCUUGGUGAGCCGCGGGGCCCAGUUUGUUGAUGGGACGCGGUGCGAACCCGACAACCCUGUACCUGCCGGCUCAGUGACUGCUUGCCUCAGUGGAAAGUGCCAGCUGUUUGGUUGUGAUGGAGUGUUGAACUCUGGGAAGAUGGAGGAUGUGUGUGGCGUUUGUGGUGGAAAUGGCUCCACCUGCCAACAUAUCUCUGGGACCUACACAGGUGGAGACACCAAAGAGUAUGUGACUUUCCUCGUACUGCCGGUGAAUGCCUCUCGGGUUCGUGUGACUAACUGGAACCCACUUUUCACACAUCUGGCGGUGCUGGUAAAUGAUGAAUAUGUGGUGGCUGGAAAUGGGGACAUGGCACUAAACACCACGCAGCCCUCGCCGCUGGAAGAAAGUCGUGUGAUUUACCGCCUCUACCUCACGUCCGAGCUCCUGCCUCACCAAGAGGACCUCACCCUGUCAGGACCAAUCACAGACAAGAUCCACAUACGGGUAUAUAUAAAAUAUGGGAAGGAGUAUGGAGACAUCACAAGUCCAAACAUUACCUAUGAGUAUUAUGUGCCUGAGAGCAUUCCAUUGGAAGAAGUCAUCAAGGGCCAGUGGGCCAAUGUCAUAUCACCCUGUUCUGUUACCUGUGGCUCAGGGGUCCAGUGGGUUAGUCAGGUGUGUGUCGAUGUGGGGACACAGGAGCACCUGGAGGAGCAGCUCUGUGGUUCAGCUCCUCCAAGCCCAAGGGUUCCACAGCCCUGCUGGCUGCCUGAUUGCCCAGCCAGCUGGGUGGUCGGUGAGUUUGGUUCCUGCAGCGCCCCCUGUGGUGUGGGGGAGCGGGUGCGCUCUGUGACCUGCAUGCAGAAGCAGGGGGCAGAAACGAUGCUGCUGCAGGAUUUCGAUUGCCCUCAAGUGACUAAACCUCCAGUAACAGAGGCCUGCAACACCCAGCUUUGUCCUGCGAGGUGGCGAGUCUCGGAGCCCGAGGAGUGUUCUGCAGUGUGUGGGCCAGGUGAGGCCCGCAGAACAGUAUCUUGCAUUCGCUUCCACCGUGGAGCCAAUACCAAGGUCGACAACGCCCUCUGCCCCCAACCCAGCCCGCCUGAGUAUGUGCGCUGUGUGGUGGAUGUAUGCCCUAUAGGCUGGGAGACACACGGAGAGGCUCAGAAGAACCAUGGCCUGUUACUUCCUCUAAUGCCCCGAUCUAAAGCGGAUUCAGUGUAUGUGUGGAGUCCUGUGAUUGGCCACUGCACUAAGACUUGUGGGAAUGGCACACAGCAGAUAUGGUUCUCAUGUGUGGAUCACCAGUCACGUUUGGAUGUCCCAGAGUUCCUCUGUGACCGCUUCAGCAAGCCUGAGCCAUAUACGCAGCGCUGUGCCCAAUCACCAUGCCCUGUUAUGUGGCGAUAUAUGCAGGGUGGGUGCAGUGUGUCUUGUGGAGGUGGUGUAGCAAGGAGGGUGCUCUACUGCGCUCAGCAGGCUGCAGAGGGAGAGGGGACCAGGGAGGUGGUGCUAGCCGACUCUGACUGUCUGGCUGCACCGAGGCCUCUGGAGGUGGUGGUGUGUAACACUGACGCCUGUCCUACAAGGUGGCAGGUGGGAGAUCAAUCUCCCUGUUCGGUGUCUUGCGGUCUGGGCGUGGCGACGAGGAGGGUCUGGUGUGUGCGCUUCGAUGGCAGGGAGGAGCGAGAGGUUGGGGGGGAGAGUUGCGAGGCAACUAGGAAGCCUCCUCUCAGGGUACCCUGCUUCACUCAGGCCUGCUCCUUCUACUGGGCUGUAGAGGAGUGGAACGAGUGUUCGAUGUCAUGUGGCUAUGGGAUCCAGUCUCGAACAGUCUCAUGCCUUGGCCCGUCCAGCCUGCUACCUGUCAGCCUUCUCCUAUGUGCCCACCUUCCCAAACCCAUCACCAUCCAGGCUUGCCAUCGCUCCGAGUGCUCCUUAUCCUCCAGUCCCACCCAGGGGCCGGGCCACCCUCCUACCCAGGCACCGGCACCGGCACCCUGGAGCAAGCAGAAGAGGAGGCUCCUGGAUCUGGGAAAGAAGGCCGCAUUGGCACCUGCUGAAAGAACUGAGAUGAGUGGAAGGAUUGGUGGUGUUUUACCCACAGAGCCACAUACAGCAACAGUGGUGGAAAGCACCACGGCGCCACCAACACAGCCCUCCUUGAGCAGUUUGUGUGGGGAACUCUUCCUCAAGGAUGUGGGAACCAUUGACCUACGGAACGUCACGGAGAGAAGAUGUUUCAUUGCUAUUGGACGUCCUCUUGAUGAGGUCAUCCAAAUCAAAAUCAAGUCAAGCUCUCUUAACUGCAGGCACAAGGAGAGUCUUGCCCUUUAUGAAAGGCUAUCUUUGAGGCGAUUUUGUGAAAAAGUGGCAGGAAAGUUGGUGACAUCUCGCUCUAACGUCCUAUUGGUGCGGCAAAGCCGCCUCACGCCUGGCAGCGGAGUGGUGCUGUCCUAUCAGAGCACAAAGAAUCCGAAAGAAAGCCAUCGCGAAGAUUGUGACGUUCAGCUGUUCUCUCCAUCGGGUCUGAUUGAGAACUCGGUCAGGAGUUCGGCAUCCUCGUCCAAUUCCAGUACUCAGUCUUGUCGAGUGUUCAUUGAUGCUCCGCCUGCCCUGAGAAUACAGAUCAGAGCCCUGUCUGUGCUCAAUACAACCUCUCCAGACUCCACAUACGUGCUGAUUCGGGAUGUGGAUGCUGUGAAAACCAAAGUCUUCAGAGGGACACAGCUCUUCUUGUGGAUGUCCACAGGGAGUAGGGCAGAAGUAGAAUUCCAGGGCGAAUACAAGCACAUGAAAGGAUCAUUCAGGGCGGAAUAUUUCUAUGUUAAGCCUGGGGAACCUAAAUUAAUUUAGCCUCAGCCGUUUAAAGGAAUAGACUGCUUCACUAAAAUGCUAGCAAUAAGCGAGUGCAUGCCAAGAUGAGCAUAAAUACAUAAACAAAAUCUUAUUCUCAUUAUCCCAUAAUGCUCAUAAUCCAAAUUACCCCUGAUAAUUCGUUAUUAGCAAAGAUGGGUGAAAUUCCUUACAAUUAUUAUUUUUUGUAUUUACAUGAAAUCUGAACUUAUUUUCCUUUCGCAUCUUGUAAAUACAAGUUUGUAGAUCCCACAGCUGAUAUGUACUGUAACCACAAGUAUAUUUAUCUGAAAUACAAACAAUAGAUAUACUCACA